This is a messenger RNA of Helianthus annuus (common sunflower), 570 nucleotides long. RefSeq lists its product as uncharacterized. The coding region runs from base 1 to 570 and encodes 189 amino acids. The record is from RefSeq and is a predicted model, not a curated record. The transcript has a single exon. NCBI's taxonomy places the organism in Eukaryota, Viridiplantae, Streptophyta, Magnoliopsida, Asterales, Asteraceae.
AUGGGUGGGGUUGGAACUCGGAAAAAUAAGUCGACUUUCAAUGUUAAAACUGUUAGAGAGGACUUGUGUGUCACAAGCGAGGACCCGUCGAGUGGCUUUGUAAUGACCUGGAACGGCUGGGCUACACCUAAAGCCAAUAUGCUAGCAUGGAAAGGUGUCGAAGGUAGGUUACUAACAAAGAUGGAGCUGGAAAAAAGGGGAAUUCAUAUCAGCAACACAUUGUACCCGGGUUGCGGAUACGAGCAAGAAAGUGUUGAACACAUCCUCAUUAUGUGUUUGAUGUCGAAAACGCUAUGGUGGAUGGUCGGAUCAUGGCUGGGAGUAAAAGAUUUACAUUCUUGCUCAACAGUGGCAUAUAUUCUUUCUUUUGCCUGGAAGAUGGAUAUUUCUAAGAAGAAGAAAAAGGCAGUUAACUGCAUAGUGAUGGCUACAUUAUGGAUCAUAUGGUCGAGCAGAAAUGAGAAGUUAUUCAAAGCCUUGCAGUUUUCAAAUGAUAUGAUAUUGGAACAACUGAAUGAGUGUACUACGUUGUGGAUGAAAGUCAUAGCCAAAAUGGAGUAUUUGAUGUAG